Molecule: messenger RNA, 2119 nt
Organism: Coturnix japonica (Japanese quail)
Lineage: Eukaryota; Metazoa; Chordata; Aves; Galliformes; Phasianidae
Gene: LRRC3C
Product: leucine rich repeat containing 3C
Cellular component (GO): plasma membrane
Molecular function (GO): protein binding
Source: RefSeq, a predicted model, not a curated record
GCCGCUCCGGCCCGGGGCGCGGGGCCGCUCCGUCGCCGCGGGGUGCGCACGGCAGAUGUGCCUCCUGCAGCCCGAAGCACCGCGGGUGAGAGACGAGGGGCCGGCGGCUGCGUGACGGAGCUGGACCGGCACCACGGCACCACGGCAGCGGCGGAGCGGAGCGUCCUGCGCCCCACAGCCAUGGGGCUGCUCGUGCAGGGCGUCCUGCUGCUGUCCUGCCUGCACGCCGCCGCCUUCCCCAGGGGCUGCUACCCCUCGGAGGAGGAGGGGCUGAAGACCUUCCGCUGCAGCAACGCCCGGCUGACAGAGGUCCCCAAAGACAUCCCCAACGACACCAACAAGCUCUACCUGGACUCCAACCGCAUCCCUUUCCUGCCCCGCGAUGCCUUCCGGGACCUGCCGCUGCUGCUGGAGCUGGACCUGUCCCAUAACGCUAUUGCAGCCAUUGAGAGCGGGGCGUUCCGCGGGCUGGCCGACCACCUGCGCUCUCUGGACCUGUCCUCCAACAGGCUGGUGUCGCUCAGCAAAGACGUCCUGAGCAACGUGAAGGCCAAGGUGAACCUGUCCAACAACCCCUGGCUGUGUGACUGCCGCCUGCAGGAGCUGAUCCGAGCCGUGGACCUGGUGGCAGGAUCCUCUACCGGCAUCGUCUGCGACUCGGCGCUGCAAGAGGAGCACGUGGGCAAAGCCUUCGUGCAGGUGAUCGCCGACACGGACUUCUGCAACGUGUAUAAAAAGACCACAGACAUUGCCAUGCUGGUCACCAUGUUCGGCUGGUUCGCCAUGGUGAUCUCCUACCUGGUGUACUACGUCAGGCAGAACCAGGAGGACGCGCGGCGGCACUUGGAGUACCUCAAAUCGCUGCCCAGCAAACAGCGGCACUCGGAGGAGUCGUCCACCAUCAGCACCGUGGUGUGAGCGGGGCUGGGGGAGGUGGGACGUCAUGGCAGCCCUGGGGAGUGGUGUCCAAUGGGGGCAGCGAGAGGACACGGCCGUGCUGGGGAGUGAUAAUGGGGUCCCAGUUCUUGGUUCCAGGCAAUGUGAGAAGGGAGAACUGAGUGUGCCCCCACCACGCGGCACCGCUCCGGAUGUUGGGACUUGGUAUGGAACUGAUUUCCUUUGUAGCCAUCCCUGGGGUGUGAGUGACAUUGAGGUUUUAACCCCUCCUGUUUGCCCUGGGGAGGUUCCUGGAGCUGUGGGGCAGUGAGGGGUGAGGGCUGUGGGGUGGAUAGAUGGGGAUGGGGGGAUGUGGUGGUGGGGAGUGGAUCCAGCUCCCACCUCCUGGGCUGGAGCUGCCGCCCCAUUGCUGCUGAUGGGCACCAGGGGUGAAGCGGGGACCCCCCCUCUAAGUGUUAAGGUGAAAAUGGGAUCAGAACCCCCGGGCUGUGCCCUGUGCUGAGGGCAGUGGGUGCUGACGGGGGUCUGAGGACACACGGGGUCGGUGCUUUGGGUCAGUGCACCCCCCUGCGGCUCCGCUCUCUCUCAAGGACUCACGGCUGCGACCACUCACUGUGACAGCGCUGGGAUGGGGCAGAGGCAGCUGCUCCUCCUCCUCCUCCCACUCCCUGCGCCGCUGCCAGGAGCCCAAACGUCCCCUCGGCCCCACAUGUCCCUUUCUGACACUCUCCAUUGGGCUCCUGGGGUUGGCAUCUGGGAUGGGGCACGCAGGGUCCACGCGGAGCCGUGGGGUGAAGGCAGCCCGUUGCCUGCUCCUUUGGCUCCCGUCUCUGGUUUUGUCCUUUUUUAAACCAACUGAAGCUCAACUGCCUUAAUUCACCGAGAGCACCAACCAAAGCUGCACCAACACCUCCUGCAGCGCCUGCCCCACACAUCUGGGGCUGGCAGGGCUCGGGCCCCCUCCAUCCCUCCAGUGCCCGGUGCCUAUGGACGGGGCUGUAGGGAGCGGUGCCCACACCCUCCACAAGUGCCUACACCCCCAGCACAGCCCCAACGCACAAACAACCUCGGCUCAGCCCUCUGCCCCCUCCCCAUGUUGGAGAACAGGGGUGGGGGGGGAACCGGACUGAGCCCCCGGGGCACCAUCUCCCGAGGAGUGUUUUGUUUAAGGGACCUUUUACGUUCUUACUUUAUAUGACAAUAAAUUGGCUUUUACUUUGGA